Molecule: messenger RNA, 420 nt
Organism: Glycine soja
Lineage: Eukaryota; Viridiplantae; Streptophyta; Magnoliopsida; Fabales; Fabaceae
Product: serine/threonine-protein kinase PBS1-like
Exons: 2
Coding region: 1-420 (139 amino acids)
Biological process (GO): protein phosphorylation
Molecular function (GO): ATP binding; protein kinase activity
Source: RefSeq, a predicted model, not a curated record
AUGAAAAUAGCUGUUGGGGCUGCAAAAGGAUUAGAAUACCUUCAUGAUAAAGAAAAUCCUCCUGUCAUCUAUAGAGACUUCAAGUCAUCUAACAUAUUACUUGAUGAAGGAUACCACCCAAAACUUUCUGACUUUGGUCUUGCGAAGCUUGGUCCUGUUGGUGACAAAUCACAUGUUUCUACCCGCGUCAAGGGAACUUAUGGUUACUGUGCUCCUGAGCAUUGGACAGCUGACUGUGAAGAAAGUCCACUUUUUAACGACCGAAGGAAGUUUCCAAAGUUGGCUGAUCCCAGACUGCAGGGGAGGUCAUUACCAGGCUCUUGCCGUGGCAUCAUUGUGCAUUCAAGAAUCAGCUGCAACGCGUCCUCUGAUUGGAGAUGUGGUGACAGCCCUCUCUUAUCUGGCCAACCAGGCAUAUGA